Messenger RNA from Guyanagaster necrorhizus, 1084 nucleotides. RefSeq lists its product as uncharacterized. Bases 181 to 981 code for a protein of 266 amino acids. The transcript is spliced from 4 exons. NCBI's taxonomy places the organism in Eukaryota, Fungi, Basidiomycota, Agaricomycetes, Agaricales, Physalacriaceae. The record is from RefSeq and is a predicted model, not a curated record.
GGAACUAUUUGUUUGGCUGGAGCCUUACUAUUGUGGGCAGGGUUUUUGUUUGCCUAAAGUAUAAGACCAUGGCUGAGCACGACGAGGACGACACAGCGAGCUAGCCUCCUUCCAAUACUCUUAACGACCUAGACAUACCCAGCAUACCCAUAUUCAAGUUUUACAUACCCCACGACCAUCAUGUCCCGCCCACGAUCCUCGACAGUUUCCUCGUUCACCGCCAGCAUCGUCACCUGGGCAUCGGCAGUGCACCCAGGUUCACCGGCGCCUCUCUCGCCUCAGAGCGCCAAUGCUGGCACAUUUCCCGAUACCCCUGCAACGGCCAAAUCGGUCUACACCCCGACGUCUGCCCACUACGCCAAAUUCGAUCUGACGAAUCUCGGAUAUACAUCCGUGUUCGUGCACCUGCCCAAAACGCCGUCUACGCCACCCCACCUUAACAAUAAGCCUCCGCUUUCUAAUCACGCCCGUAACAAUAAGCAACACAAUAAGCCCGAUAAUCACAAUUACCCCUCUUCCCAUAAAGACGAUACCGAUAAUGUCUCUUCUCACCAGGCGAAGAAAAAUCCCUUCUCACUCCUCUCUCGUUCUCGUCCACGCUCUAGAUCCAUGUCUUUCCCGGCAAAGUCGAAAAAACACGCGCAGCAGCUGCCCCCGACGCUCAUGAACGAGCUCAUGCUCAUGCAGUUCACCAGUGGUGGGAAGAUGAGCACACACAUCACCCGUGUCAUGGACGCCCAGACCAAGCAGCAGGGUAACCUUCCUGUUGGUACUCGUGCUGACGUCUACCGUGACGGUACCGGCCGCGUCUGGUGGGACCGUGAUGAGCAGAUGGAGUACCAAUGGCUCCUUCAGAAGGACGACCUUGAUUCCUCUGACUCCUCUGACUCCGAAGGAGAGCAGGCACCCUCCCAGUGGGUCAAAUUCCGGGGCGAGUCGCUUGAUAUCGCUCAGAAGGAAGAAACGUCCUACUCCGCUUAACCUCGCCAGGAAGGAGUUCCUCGAGCAGUCUUUCGUGCCGCCGAGCGCGCCUCUCCCUCCCAUUCCCGUUUCGGUUCCUCGUCCUAUCCCAUCUACUCAUGCC